AUGGGUGCAGCUUUUGUGAACUCGACAGCUAUACUGACGGUGACGUGGCUUCACGAGCCGCGUCUCUGUUUGAUGGCGGCGCUUGACGACGAUCGCGUUCGCACGGAAUAUCCGGUGCCGUCACGGUCGACAGCCUGCGCUUUCUGGUUUCCUGUCCGCAUCUUGUCGGCCACAAUGUCCGCCCACGAAGAUCGCAGUCCUACCGCUCUUUUUACCGCUUAUCAUCGAUGCGUCGUGACGUGGUGCUCAAGCAAGUAUAGCGCGAUGCCAGACAAGGAGAUUGAGCAACGGCGGCCCCAAAUAGGUCGUUAUGGAAGCCACAAGUCAAUUUCUCUCUUCUACAAAGCACGCUGCGUAAUGUGCGGCCAUCACCAGUGCAGCCAGAUUCCUCACGUACAAAAAGACGAACUCACGCUCGCGACUUGA
Peronospora matthiolae is the source of this 426-nucleotide messenger RNA. The record is from the annotation of a GenBank genome assembly. Lineage: Eukaryota; Oomycota; Peronosporomycetes; Peronosporales; Peronosporaceae.